Molecule: messenger RNA, 886 nt
Organism: Fragaria vesca subsp. vesca
Lineage: Eukaryota; Viridiplantae; Streptophyta; Magnoliopsida; Rosales; Rosaceae
Product: proline synthase co-transcribed bacterial homolog protein-like
Exons: 7
Coding region: 48-788 (246 amino acids)
Cellular component (GO): intracellular anatomical structure
Molecular function (GO): pyridoxal phosphate binding
Source: RefSeq, a predicted model, not a curated record
GAAACGUUUCGUAACCCAACCGCAAUCUGGACGAUCAAUCCGCCACCAUGUCCAGCUCCGCCGCAGUCGACGGCGUCGCGGCCACCGCGCUCCGAUCAGUUCUCCACCGCGUCCAGCUGGCAGCAGAAAAAUCCGGCCGCCGCGCCGACGAGGUCCGGGUGGUGGCGGUGAGCAAGACGAAGCCGGCCGCCGUCCUCCGCCAAGUCUACGACGCCGGCCACCGCUGCUUCGGCGAGAAUUACGUCCAGGAAAUCGUCGAGAAAGCUCCUCAGCUUCCUGAAGAUAUAGAGUGGCAUUUUAUUGGGAAUUUGCAGAGCAAUAAAGUAAAGCCACUUCUAACUGGUGUGCCCAACCUUGCAAUGGUAGAGAGUGUGGAUGAUGAGAAGAUUGCAAACCGUCUUAAUACUGUUGUUUCUAGCAUUGGGAGAAAGCCUCUUAAGGUGUUGCUCCAAGUGAAUACUAGUGGAGAAGAAUCAAAAUUUGGUGUUGAACCCUCUGGAUGUGUGGAGCUCGCAAAGCAUGUGAGUUUGGAUUGUCCAAACCUUGAGUUUUGUGGUCUAAUGACCAUUGGUAUGUUGGAUUAUUCAUCUACGCCAGAAAACUUUAAGACAUUAGCCAACUGCAGAGCUGAGGUCUGCAAGGCACUUGGAAUUCCAGUAGAGAAAUGUGAGCUAUCAAUGGGCAUGUCUGCGGACUUUGAGCAAGCUAUUGAAAUGGGAAGCACAAAUGUGAGAAUUGGAUCGACAAUAUUUGGGCCAAGAGAAUAUCCAAAGAAACAAUCGCCUUAGCUUAAAUUUCUCUUGUAACCCAUUGGAUUUUGGACUCCCUAAUUUUUGCAUUGAAUUUGGCAAAAUUGUGGUCAGAGUUUGUAUGCCAUUCCAAGGCU